AUUUUGACACUGAAAGUUGUACAAUUCAAAAAUCCCUAUCCCUAGGAACAACACUGAAUAUAACCUAAUUUUUAAGUUUUAAAAAAUUGUAAAUUUUUAAUUAUGAGAAUCUUUCGAAUAAUUCGAAGUUUACAAAAUAAAUCUAAUUUUAGGAAAUAUUUUAGCAAUUUUACGAAUACGGCAUCAGUCAGACUUACAAAUAUACAAAGUCAUGUACCAAAAAUACCUCUGAACCAUCAUAAUAUCGGGAAAUAUUCAACUGAAAAUGAUGAAGAACUUGAAGAUUACUCAUUAAUUGAAACAGACGCCCUCGAUAUAAUGGAGCAAACAAAAUAUAUAUUAUUUAAAGAUUCAAAAGAUAAUGUGAUAAAUGAAUUAAAUGGUUGUAAUAAUAUGGAAGAUGUUUGGAAUACUUUAAAUGCACAUAAAAAUAACUUGAACGAUGAACAAUUAACACAAAGUGUAUUAGUUUUAAAAGAUAUACAAAUCAAAUUUUGUAAAGUUAAUAGUAAAAGAAUUAAUCCAUCUUUUGAGUUUUUAAAUCAGUUAAAAAAUUCCAAAGAAUUUGAUGGCUUGAUUAGUACAAUAAUGAGUAGUAUAGAAAAUUUCAACACUAAUUAUUUAAGCUUCGUGUUUCUAUAUUUACAACGGAUAGGAAUGAAUAUUGAAGAAGAACCAAUGCUUAUGAUUGGUCAAAAGCUAAAAAAUGACUUGGAGCAAGAAUUUGAUUUAUCUGUUUGUAGCAGGUUUUUGAAAGUAAUUUUUCUGGAGAAUAGUGUUAGACCUUACUAUAUGUCUUUAAAUUUGAUUCCCAAAAUCAUAGAAGCUUUAGAUAAAUGUAAAGCCAUAGAAGAUUUAUCAAACAUAUCUGUAUGUCUUUAUAAAUUACACAACAUGUUAACUCCACCAGUUUUAAAAAAAUACACUAACGUCGUUGAUGUUUUUUUAAAAACAAAUAAAUUAAGUGCCUCAGAUUAUGGUACUAUUUUAAAAGUACUUAAUUUUUUGUGUGUACCUUCUUGGAGAGAAGAAAAUGUUGAACUGAUGUCAAAAUGUAUAUUGUUGUUAAACAAUUAUGUAAAUAAAUUAGAUAUUCCAUAUCUUCUACUGCUGUAUGAGAUUUUCUUCAAAAUUCAAGAACCGGGAGAAUUACUCAAUGAAAUACAAAGGAGUGCGGCAAAAUUCUGGCAACAAAUUGAAGAAGGAGGUUCACUCGAUACAAAUGCAGCCUUAAAAUUAUUUUCUGCUUUAAUAUUUUUCUCUUCCCCAUUACAUAGAAUUCAGCUACGUAAGGAUAUCGAAAAAUUACUAAAAACAGACUUAGAUAUAAGAAAUUUGAUACUAAUUAGAAAAAUAUUUUCAUAUGUCAAAAUAUCAGAUAAAAAAUUAUGUCAAAAAUACUGGGACAUUUGGAGUAAUCUGCUAAAAGAAAAAUAUGAUAACUUUUUAGUAUCGAAAUCUUGUUUGAAUUAUAUGCAAUUUAACACGGACAUCGACAAUUAUAGAAAUUUUAACUUUGAAAAGAAAGUUUUGGAACUGAUGAGGAAUUUAAUUAGACGGGAUGCUAUAAUUUCACCUGAACAUUUGGGCACGUUUCUGGCAUUUGUAAUAUGUUACAGCGACGAUGAAACUUUACUACAAGUAAUACUAAAUAAGUUCAAGAAAAAUCCCAGACAGCUUAAAAUAAAAGAAAUAUUACUUUUAUCACAAACAUUUACUGCACGCAGUAAAUGUUGUACCAAAGAAGAUUUUAGAGAACUUCAAAACAUCUUAAAUGAAAGCACUAGACAUAUAGUUUCUUUGAAUGACAAUUAUGAUAGUAAUUCUUUAUUAAUAAAGGCCGCCAUUAUGCGAGACAAUUAUGAUAAUGACUUCGUAGAUAACUUAAUGAUAAAACUCAAAGAAGUUAAUUAUAUGAGUUCUAAAUUGAUAGAAAGUAUCUCCUUUAUCUUUAUGAGUACAAAUACACUUAUACCGGAAGUUUUUAAUAAAAUUACAGAAUACUUGCUUAAAAAUAAAAACAAUAUAAUUGGAUUUAAUGCAGAAAAAAUUUUAUUCAUGUGUUUUCACUUAUCAUAUUAUCCCAUAAAUGCUGAUAAGUUUUUUCAAGCUGCGACAGAUGUUAUAAUAAGGGAUCAAGAAAGACUGAGUGGUUUGGCUUUUCUACAGUGUGCUCUCGCAUUAAGUUUUUUCAAUAAAUUACCAAGUUUCCUGGUCAAACAAAUUUUUAAUGUAGAAUUCAUGGAUAGAUUAGAUAAUGAAUUGGCCAAUUGCUACUCAAAGGAAAAAUAUCCGCAAAGGGUAAGACAGACAUUGAUGUACUUAAACAGAACUGUUUGUUUGGAGUAUCCCGAAUUCAACAUUCCAUGGUUUCACGAAAAGUACAUCCAAGAUGUUCAAAAACGAUAUGCAGUUGAACACAGCUUACCGAGAUCUAUUCAGGAAUAUUUAGUAGAAAUUGUUGGUGGAAACAUUGUAGAAAAUGUUCUUACACCUUAUGGUUACCACAUUGAUUUUGUCAUUAAUUUGAAUGAGGAAAAUAAUGUUGUGGCUCCUAAAUCGGAUUCUAUAAGAAAAAGGGUGGCUCUCCUCCUGUUGAAACACUACGCUUAUACCCGCUUUUACAAACAUUUGAGAGGAACAUACCAAAUGAAAAUCAAACACCUUGAAAUAAUGGGAUAUAAUGUGUCUUUAAUACAGUUUGAAGAAUGGUCAAACUUGUUAUAUACUUCAGAAAGGGUAGAUUAUUUAAAAAAAUUGAUAUGGCCGGACCAUUACGAUAUUAUGUGGGCAACAAAAAGAUGAAUAUCGUUUUAAUAAUAUAGAGGCAAAUAUAUUAUACGCAUUGAAAUUGAAAACAUUUUAUAAUGUUGAUAAUUAUUCCAAAGGACUGCAGACAAUGUAAAGGAAGGUUGAAUAAAGUAAUUUUAUUGUUAUUUUUUAUAAAAUAAAAUUUGAAUGUUUU
Messenger RNA from Psylliodes chrysocephalus, 2965 nucleotides. NCBI's taxonomy places the organism in Eukaryota, Metazoa, Arthropoda, Insecta, Coleoptera, Chrysomelidae. The record is from the annotation of a GenBank genome assembly.